AUGGUCACUGGUGCCGAAGAUUGCAGAGACGUCCAGUGUGACGCCCCGCUGCCAGAAGCACGCGUCGCCGACGGCGUCCUCGAAGGCCGCCUUACGGUGCUCAACGCUUGUGUUCCACUCAUUUGUGAGGUUGAAGAAGAAGGCGAACAGGUCGUCUGGCGUCCGUGGCGGGCGGGUGAGGAGGCAUUCCAGGUAGCCGCAGAGCCUGGUGAGGGGCGACGAUGCGCCGCCGCAGAAGGCGCCGAGGACGUCCAUGAUGGCUCUGCCUGGGCACGCACGGGAGGCCAGCCUGGUAAUGUUGGAGAGGCCCAUGGGCGUCUUGCACGGCAGGCCGGGCGACGUAGUGUCACAGCCGGAGCACGUGACACAGGUGCCAUCUGCCGACACGUCAUGCGGCAGGAAGCCCACAAGGCCGUCCUCGAGGAACGACUGGAGCGGCGACUUGACGCCGCACUUGGGAUGGUGGUCACACUGUUGGUUACAUAUUUGGUUGUGUGUUUGGUUGCACUGUUGGUCACACAUUUGGUUGGCACACAGCAUGGUGUUGCACCUCCACGCUGA
This is a messenger RNA of Babesia ovata, 561 nucleotides long. RefSeq names its product methyl-accepting chemotaxis, putative. The record is from RefSeq and is a predicted model, not a curated record. The coding region runs from base 1 to 561 and encodes 186 amino acids. The transcript has a single exon. Lineage: Eukaryota; Apicomplexa; Aconoidasida; Piroplasmida; Babesiidae.